CGUUCAUGCAGGGAAAUGUUAGCAGGAAAAGCUACGACUUCAGUCAUUGGAUCAAAGCGCGCGGAAAGCAUACAGUCGCGAGACAUCAAGAAAUUGUCUUCUAAAACACCGUCUUGUAAUAACCCCUGAUAGAAUUUCGAAGCGUAGUUUGCGGUUGUUCUCCUCAAUUGACACUGACACUUCUUGUAAUACCUCAAGUUCGAACGCUUAACCCAUUUCAAGAUUGAUUACUAGGGUAAGACAGGCAGAAAGAAACCGGUCACAAGUGUUUGCCUGGGACCGCGUGUCUGCUCCAUUCGAUAUAUUCCUCACGGUUUGUUUCCCAGAUAUUCUACCACCAGACUUUUUGCUACCAGGAUACCAGCAUGGCCUCCGCAGACGCCAAGGCCUUGGAAAUGGCAGAGAAAGGGAAGAAUAUCGACGAAAAGCAGGAGGAGGAAGAGGAGGUGGAGAGAGUUGGAUGGGGAAAUAAAAUGGACUUUAUCAUGGCUUGUAUCGGCUAUGCCGUUGGACUUGGCAACGUGUGGAGAUUCCCAUACCUGGUGUAUAAAAACGGCGGAGGUGCCUUUCUCAUACCCUACUUCAUCUCUCUGGUGUUAUGUGGUGUUCCUAUAUUCUUUAUGGAAGUAUCUCUCGGCCAGCAGCUGCAGACCGGUGGUAUCAGUGUGUGGGAAAUAUAUCCUAUUUUAAAAGGUGUUGGUUUUGCUGGAGCUACCAUCUCGGCCAUCUUAAAUACGUACUACAUCGUCAUCGUCGCCUGGUCCCUCCUCUACUUUUUCUACUCGUUCCGUUCAAAACUGGUGUGGGGCGACUGCGACAACUACUGGAACGAUUUUUACUGUAACGAUCCCGCUCUUCAGGAGAAUUGUUCGGCUCCCACUGGCUAUUUCUGCGCUGCCAACGGCACGUUCCUCAAUAAGACAUUAGGAGAAUCACCAGCUCAACAGUUUUGGGAAAACCGAGUUUUAGGCAUCAGUGAUGGUAUCGAUAAUAUCGGAGGUCUCAGAUGGGAUCUUGUGGGAUGUUUGGCGCUCGGAUGGAUUCUAACAUAUCUUUGCAUUUGGAAAGGUGUUAAACAGACGGGAAAGAUUGUAUACUUCACAGCUUUGAUCCCUUACGUCAUUUUGUUGGCUCUCUUGAUCCGAGGUCUAACGUUACCCGGGUCUUCUGACGGUAUCUAUUACUACAUUAACCCUGAUUGGGAGCGUCUCAAAACACCAACAGUUUGGAUCGAUGCGGCAACACAAAUUUUCUUUUCAUAUGGCGUUGGAAUAGGAUCACUUAUAUCUCUUGGAAGUUACAACCCGAUUAGGAAUAAUUCUGUAAUUGAUACUGUCAUUGUAGGAAUAGUGAAUGCUGGAACAAGUUUGUUUGCCGGUUUUGUAAUCUUCUCUAUUCUUGGAUACAUGGCUUACGAGCAAGGGGUUGAUGUAUCAGAGGUUGUCGAUGAAGGGCCUGGUUUAACGUUUGUGGCCUACCCAACAGCUGUGUACUACAUGCCCGGUGCCCCGGCGUGGGCCAUCAUUUUCUUCGCCAUGUUGAUCAUGUUGGGUCUUGAUAGUCAGUUCUGUGUAGUGGAAGGACUUGCCACUUCUCUUAUGGAUGAGUUCCCAAACUACGGUCUUCGCAAGAACCGCUCCUUGUUUUUAGCCAUCUUCUGUCUCGUCGAUUUCGCUCUUGGUCUCCUUUGCGUAACAGAGGGAGGGAUGUACUUCUUCCAGUUGAUGGAUAGCUAUGGCGCGAGCGGUAUAUGCUUAUUAUGGGUCGCCUUCUGGGAAUGUGCGUCAGUGUCAUAUGGCUACGGUCUCAAGAACUUCUACAACAGGAUAAGCACGAGUAUUGGCUUCACCCCUGGAUGGUAUUGGCCUCUGUCUUGGGCAGCUCUCACCCCGGCAGUCAGCAUGGGUAUCUUCUUAUUCAGUCUUAUCGACUAUCAACCAGCUAAGUACGGUGAGGACUACUACUAUCCCGUCUGGGGUGAGAUUAUCGGUUGGAUGAUGGCUAUUGUCUCUAUGCAGUGGGUUCCAAUCUAUGCCAUUUAUAUCAUCCUUACGACACCAGGUUCAUUCAGAGAGCGAUGUCGAAUCGCCACGACACCCCGCAUCGCUCUCCCCGAACCGGAAGACGACAACCAGACUGUAUCAGUGGAAGGAAACGGCAGCGACGGGUCCGAAUCAAUCAAGAACAACGCAACAGCGCCACCAAACUACGACUCCGCAACGGCGUUAAAUGGUGAAAAGAAACUUGAUUACGAAAAUGAAGGAUUCACUCCGUUAUAAAAAUGACAAGGGAUUAUAAUGAAAAUGACACUGUUUGGUGCAAUGCGAAUUUCACAUCGGGGCUUUUUUUUUAAUCAACGUUGAGGAUGAAAUAGAAGCCCGAUGAAACCUGUUGGCUUGCUCCGCCGCAGGUGAAGCGAAGGCGAUUUGGUGUCAAGGUGAACAAGAUUAAUAUCAUCUUCCCAGAACGCUCUUCGUUUGGAUUAACAUGCAGUCUUCGCCCUAUGGAAUGAUGGUAUCGGAGCCUAUUAGUAAAUAUAAAUUUACAACUUCAAAGCCUUAUUAUACUGGCUCGAUCAUUCUUCCAUUUUGUAUCCCGCCAUUUUGUUUCUAAUUGUGUGAAGCGACUGUCCGAUAUUUUGUCCAGUCAUCUGAUAGUGGGGAUCGAUUCGAGGUUGUAAUAAUGAUGAAAGUGAAAUCAUGAUGAUGUAUUAUGAAUCGUCGAUUUAAGAAUGCCGAAGAUGGUUGCGGCCCCUUAUCUAUCAUAAGGCCUGCUAUCACCUUUGCUAAACACUAUUGCAGCAUUUGCUUGCUCCACAUGCAGUUUGAGCUUGGAACAUUCGUUCUAUCUAAAACCGCUUUUAUUAAUACAAAUAUGUCUAUAGAUGAUUUCGGUGAUUCAGUCACUAGUGUUACAAUGAUCCUGCUGAUAUUACAUCUGCCUUUUUUUGGGGGGUUCACUUUUAGUUCUUUUUAAUGCUUCCGCUCUGACGGGUGCCGAGGGCAUAAAUUGUUUUUUCUCUCUCUCUCUCCUUCUUUCGGCACCCUCUUCUUUUCCUCUUCUCUUUCUUUUUCUCCACCUUCUCCUUUGUUUCAUUUAUCCUUCCUGUCUUUUCUCUUUUUUUUCAAUCUGCACAAAAUUGUAAUCUAAUUUUCUUUUCAUGUUUGUAUAAGUAUACCAGAAACUUUAACUUGCCUUUUUUAAGAAGAGAUCAUUUUAAUCAGAAUGGGAGUAAUUCUUUUUUUUUUAGUGAAUACUUUGUUUUCUACUUAGAAAGUUAAUGAACGCAGCUGGUAGGUCAGGUAUUUAAUCUUCACUUAAAGCAGUUGAUUUGCAAUUUAAACAAGUCAAUAUUAUAUUUCUAAUGGUGAAAUGUGUUACGUGAAAUCAUAUCGUGCUAUAUCAUGCAGAAAUGUUAUUUUUCUCUCAUAGUUAUUAUUUUAUUUUUAAGAAUUAUUCCUCCAACACAAAUUCGUUGAAAGUGGGAUUUAUUUUAAUGUAAUCUAUUGCAUCUAAAAGGUGGUCGUUUCAGUGUCUUAAAUUCUUACUGCAUUGGCUGCCGCUGUUUAGGGAUUUUUUUUUUAAUAUAGAAAAAAUGUAUUUGUCAUUUCAUCUCAGGAAAUAUUUUGUCUCUUUUUUUUCUAUCCCUCCCUCUCUCUAUAUAUUCCUCUCUUUUAUUGUAAUCAUAGUGUAAGGUUCUAUAGUACAGAUAAGAAAACUCUUUAUUUUUGGAAUUUGGAUGAACUAUAUCAUUAAAAUGUAUGCAUAUAUGUAUUAUAGUGUACAUAAAAUAACAUUGAAUCCCUUGGUAUACCACGGCUAGAAUAAAAGUUGAUACUUUAUUGCAAAUGUUUAUGCUUGGAUAAAUUGGAAUAUGAUAACAUCGAUUAGGUAAAAUAUUUCUUUUCUUUUUUUAUUCAGAAAUACGAUUAAUUUAGAAGUAAGCAUAAAUUUCAAUCAGAGCAUUCUGCUUACAUCAUCGCAGGAGCCUCUUUCACAACCAAUUGUGAAUAUACUAGUUUUAGCUUUACCAUUAUGGUAGUUUUCAAUGGAAAGCUUGAUUUUAUUUAGCUGACGGUCGAGCCCUUUAGCCAUGGUAGUUGAAAUGGCAGAAGUACUAAAAUCGUAAAAUAUUUUUAAUCGGGGUAUACAGAUUUGUAUUACAGUUAAUAAAAAAUAUUAUUUUCUUCUCUUUGUUCUUUCUCAAAUUAAGAUAUUUUUUAAUGGUGUGCUGCGGUUCGGAUGCAUCUAAAAUUAUACGAAUUUGAUCUCUACCCAAAAAAAUGCACUAAAAGUCGAGCAGAAUUAAAAAAAAAAUAACAAUAUUUUGUAAAAUGAGUUUCCAUUCAACGCGUAAAACGGUAAAUUGUUUUCCUCUUCUCAUCCAAAAGUUGUUCAAAUGUCUUUGUUCUUACUGGAUGAUGUUUUCAAGUCUGAUGAUGGCCUUUUGGUGUUGGUGUUGGGCCAUUUUUACAGCAUUACACACAACUCAGAAUGAAGCUGCUCCUGCGGCGAAUCUAAGUUCAACGCUGUGAUUCGGGUCAAUGCUAUAUACUUAGAUUUUGUAUAUAGGAGCUAUCAAACUCAAUUCAAAUUGUGUUCCAAUACCAACACAUAACUUUGAAAUCACCCUUUACAAUUGUAACUAGUAACAUCAUGAUUAUUUCCGUGUAGUCUAUGCAGCAUCAAACUGUAUUCUUACACUAAAUAUAAAAAAGGCUGCGUAUGUGAAAACGUACUAUAGUAGUUGUUUGGUGAUAUUCACUGCUAGUUUGUUAUUCGAUGAUGUCACAUUGGUUUGUCUUUUUUAUUUUCUAUCAAUGCACAAUUUCCCCUUUGCAAACAGUUGAUCUGUGUUGGUACGAGUGUCUCAUUGUGACGCAACCAUUAGAACAACUCUGCAGUGCAGGUGUGUUUAAUAUUAAACUAGAAAUCAAUUCUUCCCUUGUUUAGGACUUAAUGGCCUUUCUAAAUUAGACAUUUCCAGCGACUUUCAUCCAUGGUGAUAUAACAAUCCCGAUGAAAUUUUUUAAGAGGGAAAUAUUACAGAACUGAAGAAUCGCUCUCAUACGUAGUGCGGUACAACAUAAAUCGCUAAAUGAUAUCAAUUCAUUUUCAUUUAUUUUCCAAUAACGGAGUAGACCAGAAAUUUAAUAUAAAAUAUACAGCUGCAUUCAUUCUGGGGAAUACUUCAAUUGCAGAUUAACUUGUGAACUAUAUAUAUUUUGCGUGUAACAUUUAUUUGCUCACUCGAACUUCAAUCUUUUGUCUGUCUUCCUCCACAUGUAACAGAUGAUUUAAGUAUGAUUAUAUUUCUUCCACUUCUCAGAGAUAUUUGUAUAUUGUGGAAGAUAAUAAAAGAGACGUUUCUUCAUUAA
Messenger RNA from Lytechinus variegatus (green sea urchin), 5378 nucleotides. RefSeq names its product sodium- and chloride-dependent GABA transporter 1-like. The coding region runs from base 366 to 2279 and encodes 637 amino acids. Lineage: Eukaryota; Metazoa; Echinodermata; Echinoidea; Temnopleuroida; Toxopneustidae. The record is from RefSeq and is a predicted model, not a curated record. The transcript has 12 exons. Gene Ontology annotation, biological process: sodium ion transmembrane transport. Gene Ontology annotation, cellular component: membrane.